Aureobasidium vineae is the source of this 1584-nucleotide messenger RNA. The record is from the annotation of a GenBank genome assembly. Lineage: Eukaryota; Fungi; Ascomycota; Dothideomycetes; Dothideales; Saccotheciaceae.
AUGGUGUCGCACAUUGAGCCACCUCAGCAGGUGCUACACACUCCGCGACGCCCUCCCUCGGCCACAAGCAGAGCCUCGACAACAAGGCGCCACCGUCCAUCGCGAUCUCAGCACACAACUUCGCCAGCGUCGCCGCUGAACGAGUUCCCCGUCUUUGCCCAGACUGGAGAUGUCGACAUCAUCAUUUCCUCGGCGAGUGCUCGCAAAGAGCAGCGCUACCUCUUGCACAGCAUCAUCCUCAGCCAAUGCUCGUCCUUCUUCGCCAUCGACACCAAGCGUCCACCCAUACACAAUGCUCUACCUGCUCCCAACCCAGCCUCACUUUCACGCAUCGGCGAAACAAACUCCAGCAGGAGCAGUCUGGACUCGAUUGACCCGCGUCGCUGGAAUUACGUCCUCGAUUGGCACCACACAAGAGACAACGACAUACCACGACUAGUACAACGCCCCCAGGUCAGAGUCCGCCGCCAGUUUCGCGUAACAAGCCGCCUGCCUCGUCCUCUGCCUUCUUUNCGUUCCAUGUCAAAUCUGUCUGCUUUGUCCUUGAACCCUCAACCCGCUGCAUCUCUAGGCCCGGACGAUGAAAUCCUGCGAGAUUACGAUAACCUUUUCCGCAUCUUCUACAACUACCCCCCCUCACUCAGCAAUGUGAAUAUUGCUGAUGCAUACACCGAGUCUAAGACCUUAUUACAGCUAGCCCAGAUGUACGAUGCCCUCGACAUCGUAGGCUCUCGCGUCGAUCACCAUCUAUUAGGCUUCCAAGGACGACUGUUCAAGCAGAUCGCUCGUUAUCCUCCAUCAUAUCUCAAACUAGCUUGCCUGGCACGAUCUAGAGUCAUCUACACAGAAGCUUUGAUCCAUAUUGUAGGCCAGUGGCCACAAGCACAACCCCAGCUUGUCAAUCAUGUUGAUCCUCUCGUUCUCGAUAUCAUCGAGGACAAAGUUCAAGAGCUGGAAGACAUGAAGUUGCGCAUUGAGGUUCGCCUAUUCAGAUUGACUCUGACCACCAGUCGAGGCGAGCGCGUCAAUCCUUCGAAUGGCUACCUCGACUGGAUGGCCAUGAGUCUCUUCCGCCAGUGGCUGGCUGAGAACACCACACCAGCUCCUGUGUCAAUCCUCAAGAACUCCUCGCGGCCUUCAUCUUCAGAUGCCGCUUCUGCCUCGGCAUCUGUGUCUGGGCGGUCAGGCCGAGAGAGCAGUUCAGGCGCCCUAGUCCCAUCAAGACCUUCAGCAUCUCAACAAUCGCCCUUGCCAGCCCAGGGUUUCGGUCGCAUAUACCGACUAAUGGGCAGCACAAACAAGGACGCCUACCUAAAUCAUGACGAGUGCAAACGCUUCCUAAAGCUCACACCAGAAAUAUACUCUCGCGACAAUCUCAAGCGCUUCGAGAGAAGAGUCGACGAGCUCAAGAAUCUUGCUAGAGAUGCUGUCAAACCUCUGACUCGCAAUUUUCUUGAGCUUGACUUGGGCAGUCUGGCUGCCCCGUCAACAUCAGGGAGAAGUGGUACUACAGCGCCGCCAGCUGGGCUGGGUUAUCUGACUUGCACGAAGGUAAUGGAAGAAGAUUUUCCUUGGGCGACAUGA